Messenger RNA from Cephus cinctus (wheat stem sawfly), 4134 nucleotides. RefSeq names its product E3 ubiquitin-protein ligase MIB1 (gene mib1). NCBI's taxonomy places the organism in Eukaryota, Metazoa, Arthropoda, Insecta, Hymenoptera, Cephidae. Bases 470 to 3523 code for a protein of 1017 amino acids. Gene Ontology annotation, biological process: protein ubiquitination. The transcript is spliced from 15 exons. Gene Ontology annotation, cellular component: cytoplasm. Gene Ontology annotation, molecular function: protein binding; ubiquitin-protein transferase activity; zinc ion binding. The record is from RefSeq and is a predicted model, not a curated record.
CGAUUGUAGAACGGCCUUAAUAGUUGGACCACGUGUUACGAACAGAUGACCUUAUCGGGAAGAUAUGAUAUGUUACUACUAUUGGUUUUAAAAUCAUCUAUUUAGCGAUAAAAUGCAAUAUCCUGAAGUUUAAACUAUGUAAGCUAAAUGCUUUUUUUUGUGAAAUGGAUAUUGGAGUGUGAUUGAUUACUGAAUUUUAAAAAUAAGCACAUGUGUAUUAUAAAUACAGUAUCACGGAUGAUCAGUUUAUGUCAUAUAUUUAUUGAAAAGAAAAAAUCAACCGAUAUAUAAAUAUUAAUUUUGGAAAAUGGGACAGCAGAAGUUCUCUAGGAGAAUAAGUACCGUUUGUGAUGCCACAGUGUUUUGACGUUAGUUUAAGAUGGCGGUAUUUUUCAGUGUACGUAUCUGAGCAAAGUGUUUUGUGCUCUUUGAAGUUUCGCGUUUUCAGUGAAGGUUCGUUUGUCAAUGAAUGAUGGAGGCUGGUGCGAGUGCCGGUGCUCGCACGACGAGAUUUAUGAUGGAAGGCGUCGGUGCUAGGGUCAUCCGCGGUCCAGAAUGGAAAUGGGGCAAGCAGGAUGGAGGAGAAGGUCACGUAGGAACCGUAAGGAAUUUCGAAUCUCCUGAAGAAGUCGUAGUUGUCUGGGAUAAUGGCACAGCAGCAAACUAUCGCUGUUCUGGAGCAUUUGAUUUAAGAGUACUUGAUUCUGCACCUACGGGCGUGAAACAUGAUGGUACCAUGUGUGAUACUUGUCGUCAACAACCAAUAUUUGGAAUACGCUGGAAGUGUGCAGAGUGUGGAAAUUAUGACUUAUGCUCUAUAUGUUAUCAUGGAGACAAACACCAUCUGAGACAUCGAUUCUAUCGUAUUGCUACACCAGGAAGUGAAAGAGUUAUGCUAGAGAGUAGAAGAAAGAGCAAAAAGAUUGCUAUUCGUGGUAUAUUUCCUGGAGCGCGUGUAGUCAGAGGUGUAGAUUGGCAAUGGGAGGAUCAAGAUGGUGGAAAUGGUCGGCGAGGAAAAGUUAAUGAAGUUCAGGAUUGGUCUGCUGCUAGUCCUCGAUCUGCUGCUUAUGUUAUUUGGGAUAAUGGUGCCAAAAAUCUGUAUCGAGUCGGUUUUGAAGGAAUGGCAGAUUUGAAGGUUGUCAACGAUGCUAAAGGUCAAACAGUUUAUAGAGAUCAUUUGCCAUUACUUGGAGAACAAGGACCAGGGCGUACAGGUCCUCAUGGUUUACAGAUAGGAGAUCAGGUAAAGGUUAAAGUUGAUUUGGAUCUAGAGAUAGUACAGUCUCUUCAGCAUAGUCAUGGUGGCUGGACUGAUGGCAUGUUCGAAUGCCUUGGUACCACAGGAACAGUUGUUGGUAUCGAUGAGGAUCAUGACAUUGUCGUAUCCUAUCCUAGUGGAAAUCGUUGGACUUUCAAUCCAGCAGUGUUAACUAAAGUUCCAAUACCAGUUCCAGUAUCUAGUACAAGUACAGAUAGUCAAACUUUUGCUGUGGGUGACCUAGUGAAAAUAUGUAACGAUUUGGAAAAGAUUAAAUUGCUGCAACGUGGACAUGGCGAGUGGGCUGAAGCUAUGGCACCCACUCUGGGUAAGAUUGGCAGAGUGCAACAGGUAUAUCAUGAUGGAGAUCUCAAAGUUGAAGUAUGUAGCACAUCUUGGACAUACAAUCCUCAGGCAGUAACCAAAGUUGCAAAUAGCGAUGGCAGUGUACCAGGAAAUAGUAGUGGAGAACGGUUAUCGGCCUUGUUAAAAAAGUUAUUCGAAUCCCACGUGUCUGGAGACGUAAACGAAGAAUUAGUAAAGACUGCAGCUAAUGGUGAUGCGUCUAAAUGUGAGGACUGUUUGAAGAGACCGGAAGCUGAUGUGAAUGGUGUCUUCGCAGGCCACACUGCACUUCAGGCUGCAAGUCAAAAUGGUCAUUUGGAAGUUAUCAAAAUUCUUCUUCGUUACAAGGCAGAUGUUGAAAUAGAGGAUAAAGAUGGCGACAGAGCUGUUCAUCAUGCCGCUUUUGGUGAUGAACCUGGUGUAAUGGCGCUUCUUGCCGGCGCUGGUGCGGAUUUAAAUGCUCGUAAUAAAAGGCGCCAAACAGCCCUACAUGUUGCCGUCAACAAAGGACAUGCUGGUGUGGUGCGCACUCUCCUGGAAUUGGGUUGUCAUCCGAGUCUGCAGGACUCAGAGGGUGACACUCCGUUACACGAUGCGAUUUCCAAGAAACGUGACGACAUGUUGGCCCUACUGUUGGACCAUGCAGCAGACAUCACUCGCACGAACAACAAUGGCUUCAAUGCUCUGCACCAUGCAGCUCUUCGUGGAAACCCAAGCGCCAUGCGAAUUUUACUAUCGAAAUUACCAAGACCAUGGAUUGUCGAUGAGAAGAAGGAUGACGGUUAUACGGCCCUUCAUCUUGCUGCCCUGAAUAACCACGUGGAAGUGGCCGAACAGCUUGCACGAGCUGGAAAAGCCGAUUUGGAUUUGCAAAAUGUCAAUUUGCAAACAGCUUUACAUUUGGCAGUGGAACGGCAGCACACGCAGAUAGUCCGGUUACUAGUUCGCGAAGGAGCGAAUUUGAACGUAGCUGACAAAGAUGGCGACACACCGCUGCACGAGGCCCUUCGUCAUCACACCUUAACUCAGUUACGUCAAUUGCAAGAUGUUCAAGAUGUUGGACGUCUUCUUAUCAGUCUUGGUGCGCAAGGUCACGAUAAGAAGAGCAGUUCCUUCAUAGCCUAUUUCCUCGCGGCUCACGGUGCUGAUCUUGAACUGAAAAAUAAGAAAGGUCAAACACCUCUUGACCUUUGCCCAGAUCCUAAUUUGUGGAAGGCCCUAACUACUUGUCACAAGGAUAAAGAAUCACACGAAAUCGAGGCCGCCGCUCCUUCCGCAACCAUUGACGAAUGUCUCGUCUGUUCCGAUGGAAAAAGAGAAAUGCUAUUCAGCCCAUGUAAUCACGUUGCAUGCUGCAAUGCGUGUGCACCGCGGGUUAAAAAAUGUCUAAUCUGUCGAGAAAAUGUAUUGUCUAGAAUUAAGAUCGAAGAAUGCGUAGUAUGCUCCGAUCGCAAAGCAGGUGUGCUAUUCCGCCCAUGUAGUCAUAUGUGCGCCUGCGAAAGUUGUGCAGCUCUAAUGAAAAAAUGCGUCCAAUGUCGGGCCCAGAUUCAGUUCAUGAUACCGAUGUCAAUUUGCUGCGGCGGAGGAGGUGAUGUUACUUACGUUGAAGAAUGCAAUGCAUCAGGCACCAUAGCAGAGGUUAAGGCUGAUUCUAAGGAUGAACCUGCCCCCUCGAAUUCCAGCACCGGAGAGGCUGUUCUUAUGAAUAAUGGAAAUCGCGAUAUUUCUCACAGCGAUAUUCAGAAAUUACAGCAACAGUUACAAGAUAUUAAAGAGCAGACAAUGUGCCCUGUCUGUCUGGAUCGUCUGAAAAACAUGAUCUUCCUAUGCGGUCAUGGCACCUGUCAAAUGUGUGGUGACAGGAUGUCCGAAUGUCCUAUAUGUCGUAAAGCUGUGGACAAGCGUAUAUUACUUUAUUAAUAUACUCGAGAAUCUAGAGGAAAUGGAUGAAAAAGAAAAAGCGCAGAAAGCGUAAAGACUGGUAGUCAUCUUGGGUAUACCGUUAAUUAAUUUUUUGAAGAAAACAAUGUCAAUUUUUUUGACAAUUCUUCUAAAGUACCAAAAUACCAAGAUGGCCGAAAAAUCAUUGAUCGAAACCUAAUUUAAUUGGAUAGGACAAGAAAUGAACGCUUGACUAUGAGCCGCGUUUGUUGCACGUCGUUUUCCUUUUCGACAGAUUUUUACGCGUUUUUCCAGAAUCGUUUUGAGUUUCAAUCGUUAAUAGAAUCGGAGAUUAAUUCUACGCACAAUUAAUUAGUUAAUGUUAUUCAUUGAAAUGCGAUAGAGCCGAUGAUUACAUGCUGUCAAUGGAAUCUAUUCGGUAACGAAUAUUAUGUUAUAAGUUUAUUCGAUGUAUUAUUAGUACUAUGUUAUUGUGUAUCGACACUAAUUAAUUGGUAUCUGUUGAAGUUCGUCGUUCAUACAUAUACAUACAUACAGGGUUAGUUAGUAGAAACGCACCAGCAGAAAUUAGCCGCAAGUGGCCGACACGGCAGUGUGGCCUCUUCAAAAAAUGAUAUGUGACUGUGACC